AUUUUAGCCGUUUUAGUGUGAAUGCUCUAAAAUCCAAUAAUAACAAGUCUAUAGCAAGAAAAAAUCAAAGCUCGCCUCGUCGUCCCCAAUAGUCCUAUGAUAGAAACUCUUUCAAUUACACCACCACAUAUUUCUAAAUUUAUUUCAACUUUGAAACCACAUUCACUCUUCCAUUCUAGAUUUUCUUAAUGCUGAUGUUAAUGGGCUGUAUCUAAACGAACUCUAUUGAGCCUCUUUUGGCUGUUUCUUUAAAAUAUUCCCCCUUUUACCCCCAAAAAAAGAGAGUCCAAACUCCAAACUCAUUGAAAGUCAAUACUUAAAUAAUUGCUUAAUUUUCCCUCAACAUUAUCUUCAUUUUUAGCUUAUUUAAUGGAUUAGCUCUGACCCACCUGCCUCACGAGAAAAUGCAACAUGCAUGGAUGGCAUGUUUCCUCCCCUCUCACAUGAAGUUAAACCCCACCAGUGGAGUUUUACUUUCACGUAAGGGGAGGAAAUAUGCAUCUGAUACAUGGUAUACCAUCUCACACACCAAGAAUCCAAAACUUACAUAUAAUUCCACUCCCAAAAUUCCCUCUUGAUAACCUUUCUUCCUUUACAAGUUGUUUGAGCUAAGUACAAUACCAAUACGAAUGGAGAAAUCUGGGUAUGGGAGAGAUGGGAUAUACAGGUCACUGAGACCACCACUAGUGUUACCAAAAGACCCAAAUCAUUCCAUAGUCACAUUUCUCUUCAGAAACACAUCCUCGUACCCAAACAAACCUGCUCUCAUAGACGCAGAAACCUCCGAAACCUUAACCUUCUCGCAACUAAAAUCCACAAUCGCAAAAGUGUCACAAGGAUUGCUCAGCCUAGGCAUCACCAAAAACGAUGUUGUCCUCAUCUUCGCUCCGAACUCAAUCCAAUUCCCAAUCUGCUUUCUCUCCAUCGUCGCAAUAGGUGCAAUCGCCUCAACAACCAACCCUCUGUACACAACCCAAGAACUCUCCAAACAAGUCAAGGACUCGAACCCAAAGUUAGUUAUUACCGUUGCCAAACUGUUCCACAAAGUCAAAAGUUUCAACCUCCCAGCUGUCAUUUUAGGACCAAACACCAACCUUACUUCAAAUCCGAACGUUAUCCACUUCAACGAUUUGCUAAACCUUAACCCAUCAUCAUCAUCAUCAUCAGAUUCCGAGCUGAACAUCAACCAUGUGAAGCAAAACGACACCGCCGCGUUGCUAUACUCGUCGGGAACCACAGGGACGAGCAAAGGCGUGGUUUUGAGUCAUGGGAAUUUCAUCGCGACGUCGCUGAUGGUCACGAUGGAUCAAGAGGUGUCCCCAGAGAGACACCACGUGUUCCUGUGCGUGUUGCCGAUGUCUCACGUGGCUGGGUUGUCGCUGAUUAUGUACGGGCAGUUGCAGAUUGGGAAUGCGGUGGUUUCGAUGGAGAGGUUUGGGCUGGAGAAGGUGUUGGCGGCGGUAGAGAGGUAUAGGGUCAGUCACCUUUGGGUGGUGCCGCCGAUCAUAUUGGCUCUGGCGAAACAGAGUGUGGUGAAGAGGUACGACUUGUCGUCGUUGAAGCAAAUCUUGUCUGGUGCUGCGCCUUUGGGUAAGGAUUUGAUGGAGGAGUGUAUUAGGAAUGUCCCAAACGCUGUCGUUAUGCAGGGCUACGGUAUGACAGAAACUUGUGGAAUUGUUUCCCUGGAGAAUCCAAGAGUAGGAAUUCGGAAUACUGGUUCAGCCGGAAUGCUUGCUCCAGGAGUUGAAUCCCAGAUAGUCAGUGUAGAUACAUUGAAGCCUCUCCCUCCUAAUCAGUUAGGGGAGAUAUGGGUUCGGGGGCCUAAUAUGAUGCAAGGUUAUUACAACAAUCCACAGGCCACCAAACUGACUAUAGAUAAAAAAGGAUGGGUACACACAGGAGAUCUCGGAUAUUUUGAUGGAGAUGGGAAUCUUUAUGUUGUUGACCGAAUUAAGGAGCUUAUCAAGUACAAAGGUUUUCAGGUUGCACCAGCGGAGCUUGAAGGGUUGCUUGUUUCUCAUCCUGAGAUAUUGGAUGCUGUUGUCAUUCCAUUUCCUGAUGCUGAAGCUGGUGAAGUCCCAAUCGCAUAUGUUGUACGCUCACCCAACAGUUCACUGACUGAAGAAGAUAUUAAGAAAUUCAUUGCUAGUCAGGUUGCACCUUUCAAAAGAUUAAGACGUGUGACAUUCAUAGAUAAAGUCCCCAAGUCUUCUUCAGGAAAGAUCCUCAGAAGAGAGCUCAUUGAGAAAGUAAGGUCAAAAAUUUGAAAUUGAAGUCAGUUCUAAGUUAGAAUCCAAAUGUGUUGGUGUAGAACUUCUAAGGAAUAACAAUGGCUGCGGUAAUGUACCCCUUCCUGCCCUGCUCCUCCGUACAGUGGAUACAUUUCUUUUUAAACCAGAUUGUGUUGGUCUUAAACUGUAGAAAAUUUUCAUUCAACAAUAAAACAUAUAUAUGAUUACCCUCUUUUUUUUCUUCC
This is a messenger RNA of Quercus robur (English oak), 2476 nucleotides long. RefSeq names its product probable CoA ligase CCL7. The transcript has 6 exons. Gene Ontology annotation, molecular function: CoA-ligase activity. The record is from RefSeq and is a predicted model, not a curated record. The coding region runs from base 630 to 2267 and encodes 545 amino acids. Lineage: Eukaryota; Viridiplantae; Streptophyta; Magnoliopsida; Fagales; Fagaceae.